Condylostylus longicornis is the source of this 1205-nucleotide messenger RNA. Its product is annotated as TIP41-like protein. Gene Ontology annotation, biological process: TOR signaling. The transcript has 7 exons. The record is from RefSeq and is a predicted model, not a curated record. Bases 238 to 1056 code for a protein of 272 amino acids. Lineage: Eukaryota; Metazoa; Arthropoda; Insecta; Diptera; Dolichopodidae. Gene Ontology annotation, cellular component: cytosol.
UGUGUCUAUUUCAGUUCCACAAAUUAUUUUUCCGACAAUUUUUGUUUAUUUGGUUUAUUAAAUUAUUUUGAUAAACAUAUUUUAAAUUCAUGGGUUUUUAAAAAUUUGCAAUAGAGUUCUACAUGUUCUUGAAAAGAACCAAAAAUAGCUAAAGUAUUUGCCACCGAAAUUUUUUUAUACACAUAAAUAUAAAUCUAAUCUUAAAAUACUGUUUAGAAAAUUUAAGCAAAAAAUUAAAUGGCUUACGAAGAUUGUAAAGUAACUAGACUUCCUACGGACUCUGACAACAUUGUUUUCGGGGAAUGGACUAUUGGUUAUAGUAAAUCUCACAUAUUGAAGAGUGUUUGCAUUCGAAAUGAAAACGCAUGUUCCAAGGAUGAUCCAGACCAAUGUGAAUUGUGCACAUAUCGCAACUCUCUGGAAUUACCUCAUUUGCCUGAUAUGGUAUUUCAUAAAAAUAAAAUGUCUUUGAUUCAUAAAUCAGGAGCAGAAUUGUAUUUUACACCAUUAGAAGCUUUAAAAUUAGUUGAAAAUGGUAAACAAAGUAUUCAAGUGGCUUGUGCAGACGAAUGGAAAGAAUCUAGGCCAGAGCAACACCUACAAGAAAAAUUUAAGCCAUUUGAUUGGACAUUUUCAACUGACUAUCAAGGUACACUAAAUGAAAAAUUUCGCGUUGAAGAGACUGAUAAAAAAAUAGAUAUUUUCAAAUUAAUGCAACAAGAAAAAAUAUUAUUUUAUCAUGAUUUAACUUUAUUCGAAGAUGAAUUGCAUGAUCAUGGUGUAGCAACACUUUCAGUAAAAAUUAGAGUUAUGCCCUCCGGUUUUUUUGUAUUGUUGAGAUAUUUUUUGCGUGUCGAUAAUGUUAUGAUAAAAAUGAAUGAUACACGUUUUCAUUACGAGAUUGAAAAUGACUUCAUUUUAAAAGAAUACACAUCGAGGGAGGCGAAAAUUGAAGAAUUAAAAAAUGUACCUCCACCUUUGUUCACUAUUCCAAAUGAGAUUGAAAAAUCAUUGCCAAUAAGAAUUAAGAAGUCCUAUAAAUUAUUUUUCAAAUAAUUUUUUUCAAUUUAUAGUCAGAUUUGAUGUAAACGCAUAAAUUUAAUUUAAAAGGCAUAAAUUUAAUGUUUCUAUAUUAUAAUUUUAUUACAAUACUUUAUUCUCUUUUAAAAUGAAAUAAAAAUUUCAACUGAAAAAUCUAUUUGUAA